Priapulus caudatus is the source of this 1233-nucleotide messenger RNA. RefSeq names its product kynurenine formamidase-like. The record is from RefSeq and is a predicted model, not a curated record. Lineage: Eukaryota; Metazoa; Priapulida; Priapulimorpha; Priapulimorphida; Priapulidae. The transcript has 2 exons. The coding region runs from base 177 to 1046 and encodes 289 amino acids. Gene Ontology annotation, molecular function: arylformamidase activity.
AAUGCAUGACUGAACAGGAAUUCAAGCAUUCUCCAUUAGUGCACGCAGUAAGGUAGGCGAGUCGCUCGCCAUUGCUUUGGUGCGUUUCUAAGGACACAGCAACGAAAGGUAUCGACGCACAGUGAAAGCACGUCUACAGCAGCAUUUUAGCCGUGAGACGAGGCGGGUACAGCAGGAUGGGAACGCCAGCGGUGUGCGAAAUUCUCCUUGCGACUGUGCUCAGUUUAACGGUGGCCAUCGCUUCUGCAAACAUCAUCGACUUAACGUACGAGUAUGCCAACCAGCCCGAUAUGGUUUACUGGCCCGGAUUUCAAACGUGGAACACGUCGACGGUACUGAAAGGCUGGACGGCCGACGGAUUUUACGUUGAGGCCAACACCUUCUGUACGGCCGAGCACGGCGGGACACACAUGGAUGCCCCGCGACAUAUCAUCGAGGGUGCGCGGGGAAUCAACGAGAUCGAACUGAACGAGGUCAUCGGAGACGCUGUCGUCGUCGAUGUUUCCCGUAAGACUGCCAACGAUCCCGACUACCAAGCUACGAUAGAAGACAUCGAGAAUUGGGAGCACGACUACGGCCGCAUUCGCCCGGGAAGCAUAUUCUUGCUGAACACGGGCUGGCAUCGCUACUGGCCGGACAAGGAAAGGUAUCUCGGCACGGCGACGUCUGACACGUCCCUCAUUCACUUCCCCGGCAUACACGAAACUGCGAUGGAAUGGCUCGUGCAGAACAGGAACAUUAAGAUGUACGGCGUUGAUACGAUCUCUCUUGACUACGGACAGGCGCGUGAUCGGCCAGUUCAUAAGAUCCUACUCGGGAAAAAUAUUCCGGGGUUGGAAAACGUUGCUAACUUAGACAGCAUGCCACCUAGCGGUGCGCGCGUGUUUGCUAUACCCAUGAACAUACGCGACGGCACUGGAGCAGCGACGCGCGUGUUUGCUGUCAUAGAUGGCGCCACAAUGCAGCAUGCAAGCGUGACGCUGAUUACGGCCGCUAUGGCAGUCUGCUCUCUCGUGGUAUCGUCUGCUCUGAUGAGCCCGGAAUAAUUAUUCAGUAACUUGCAGCGCACACGGCAUUGUAUUUGCGCCGUUAUGUGGAGCAUAUAGGUGGCCAAAGGGAUGAUAUUUGAGAGGGUUCAAGGCGGUGAUCAAUAAACGGCUCGUAGGUGUUGCUACAGCGCGAUUAAAUGUACUACGUCACGAAUUUUCUAUGGUAAAAUUUGUAAAAAUUUUG